AUGACCGACUCGGCAGAGAUUUACCGUCCAGGGGGGAGCGGGGAGCGACCUUCGACGUUCCGCAAUAGCGGGUACACUCAUGAAGCCAUGGACUACUCGCGAUUCACGGAAGUAGGGGGACAGCGCGAGGGCUCCAUGUAUGGACCAGGGGGUCAGCGUCAGACCGAGAUGCGACUUUUGGCUGUGGAGCCGGAUUUUGGGGCAGCUCCUGAGCGUAUCGAGGACUACAAAGGUCGGAACCGGACGUGGCCGGGCGUUCUGCUUUUGCUGCUCAUUGUAGGGGGUGCCGUGGCCCUUAUUACGAUCAAUGCGAUUGACGUGAACGAGCAAGCACAUCUCGGAGCUGCUCGAUUUGAAGGCGCUUCACGGUCGAAACGACGGAUCAACGACGGACUGGACGAUGGCAGCAUCCUCAUUUCGGACGACGGACAAGUGGGGAACCCGAAGAAGUACUCGGACAUGGGCUGUGAGCUGCCUGACUAUCAGAGCAAAAAGGGAAAAAUUAUCGCUGUGUCAAAGAACGGCACAGAGAUUCCAGUCGGGAUCAAAGGUGUCAACUGGUUUGGCAUGGAAACGGGCUUGGCCAUUCCGUUUGGACUGUGGGAGAACAUGGACAACGGCACGUCGGUCUACGAGAUCGCAGCCUUUUUGGCUCGAAACAAGUACAACAGUGUCCGUUUGCCAUUAUGUAUCACGAACAUCCUGGACGACGUGGCUCCGGAUAAGUCGCUCAUCAAUUUGAACACGAAUCGAGCUGUCAAUAUCACGUCGUACAUGACGACGAUCCAGUCGAUCGUUGAAGCACUCGGGUAUCGUCACAUUUCCGUGAUGAUCAGUCUCCAUACGUUGGUUCCGAAGAAAGCUGGUGGUGCCUGGUACAGCGAGGAGCUCGGUGUGUCUGAGGACCAGUUCCUCGAGGCGGUGGAUAUCCUCACUAAGAACUUGUGUGGCUCCAAGUACUGGAAUAUCCUGGGCAUCGAUUUGAAAAACGAGCCGCACGAGUGUUCGUGGGGAGGGGCUGAACCGGACUGGCAGAGAGGGGCGACGUUGAUCGGCAACCGCAUGCUGGAAGGCUGUCCAAACUGGCUGGCAUUUGUCGAAGGCAUUGCUUCCAAGGGAUUGAUUACACUGAAUGGUGAAGAGCAGACCUACUUUGAUUGGUGGGGCGGAGGUCUUGCCGACGCUGGCGCCAACCCUGUCACGUUUAAAGUCAAGAACAAGUUGGUGUGGGCUCCGCACUACUACAACACCGGUGUGAGUCCAGCCUGGUAUCUCUACGAUGGCGGCACACAAACCGAUGAGGGCGCACGAGUGGACUAUGUCGAGCUUGACGACAAAACGUUGCGAAACAACGUGGAGAAGACCAUGGAGAAGAUGUUUGGCUACUUGUUGACGGAGGAUGCUAAUACUGCAAUGGUCAUGGGCGAAUUCGCCGGUCUCUACAGCAAAGAUGCCCACCCGAUGCUCACGACGAAGCGUACGACUGACUUCACGCUUGAUGUCAUGCUCAAAGCAGGAUAUGCGGGAGGCUACAUGUGGUCGUUGAACCCCGAGAGCGCGUAUCAGUUCAACCCAGCGGAUACUUUCGGUCACUUCACGGAGGGUCUGCUCGAGGACGAUUGGCUCACACCAAACAAGGCGUUCGUAGACGGGAUGGCUGUCAUGGACAAGUUCAAGGACCACAAGAUGUUUCCGUGCUUUAAGGUUGAGGUGGCGAGUGACGCGAAGUCCAGGUGA
Peronospora matthiolae is the source of this 1737-nucleotide messenger RNA. The record is from the annotation of a GenBank genome assembly. NCBI's taxonomy places the organism in Eukaryota, Oomycota, Peronosporomycetes, Peronosporales, Peronosporaceae.